Molecule: messenger RNA, 1199 nt
Organism: Cucurbita maxima (winter squash)
Lineage: Eukaryota; Viridiplantae; Streptophyta; Magnoliopsida; Cucurbitales; Cucurbitaceae
Product: ethylene-responsive transcription factor 3-like
Exons: 2
Coding region: 139-795 (218 amino acids)
Biological process (GO): regulation of DNA-templated transcription
Molecular function (GO): DNA-binding transcription factor activity; DNA binding
Source: RefSeq, a predicted model, not a curated record
UCGAAGAGAUUAAACCGACCGUAUAGAGGUUGAAGGAAGAGGAAGAACCAGAACAAAAAACCAGAGACAAAAAUGGAGGUUCAAAAUUGACAGUCGGAGGAGUCUCAUUUCGGUUCGAAGAUUUUUCCUCUUUCAUCCAUGCGGCGAGGCAGGCCCUCAGAUCCAUUUACAGCGACAGAAGUGCCGAAAUCUACCGUUCAGCGCGAGAAUCCUCUCAAAGAGAUCCGAUACAGAGGCGUUCGGAAGCGUCCUUGGGGAAGAUACGCCGCGGAGAUCAGAGAUCCCUGGAAGAAAACUAGGGUUUGGCUCGGUACCUUUGAUUCCGCUGAAGAGGCUGCUCGUGCUUACGAUACUGCUGCUCGGUCCCUCCGUGGAGCCAAGGCCAAAACUAACUUUCCUUUACAUCCAUCGACGAUUUCGAUUCAGCAACCUAUUCCGUUUUAUCAAUCGCCGCCGGAUUUGAUCGAUUCGAACGGUUUUGGCAAGAUAGAGUGUGUCCAGGCUAAUAGGCCUACGUCGAGCAGCUUGAGUUCCACUGUUGAGUCGUUUAGUGGACCGCGGAUUUCUAACCCUUUGUCGUCGUUGUCGAUGGUUCCCCGGAGGCCGGUGCAGCCUGUUUCGCCCGACGACUGCCAUAGCGACUGUGAUUCCUCCUCCUCGGUUGUUGAUGAUGAUGAGGUCUGUGUUCUCGCUUCUUUCCGUAGAGCCUUGCCGUUCGAUCUUAACUUACCACCUCCCAUGGACGUCGUGGAUUUAACUGGUGAUGAUCUUCAAGCUACUGCUUUAUGCCUCUGAUGAUGCUGUUCUUGAUUCAUAUCAUCGUGGGUUUUACAAUGAUCCUCUCAUUUUCCACAUUUCUUCUGUUUUUUCUAUCUUCUUUUCUUGGGAAAAAACACUAAACUGAAAAAAAAUUCAAAUAUGGUGGUAAGUUGAAGAGAAUUUUCUCGCUCCCUCCUGUCUGUCGACUCUUACUUUGUUAGACUUUUAGACUGGGUUCCCUUUGACGGCCAUGGCCUAUAUAAUCUUGUCUGUGUUUCAUUGAAGCUUUUUAGCAUCGUUUAAGCUAUGCUGUGCUGUGUAUCUGAUCUGGGAUUUUCCUUUCUUGAUCCGAUUCACACCAUCAAUCCAUACUCUUCUGUACAAAGAUUACCCAUCUAAUUUAAAGAAUCUGCAGUUGUCUUAUUGCCAUUCUCUUCGCU